Benincasa hispida (wax gourd) is the source of this 1036-nucleotide messenger RNA. Its product is annotated as 6,7-dimethyl-8-ribityllumazine synthase. Lineage: Eukaryota; Viridiplantae; Streptophyta; Magnoliopsida; Cucurbitales; Cucurbitaceae. Gene Ontology annotation, cellular component: chloroplast envelope. The record is from RefSeq and is a predicted model, not a curated record.
CCAGAAGGCUUAACAGCCUCCUCGUCUCUUUCGCUCUACACUGCCACUGCCUGGAUUAGAGCAUUUCCUCAGUCUGCAAUUCAAGAAUGCUUCCUUCUCUCAUUUCCCCUUACCAAUCCACCACUUUCCCCUUCCAAUUUCACUCUCUCCAUUCCAUCAAUCUUCUUCUCCCCAAAACCCUUUUCCCUGGUUUUCCAACCCAAGCCAAAAAUGCCCUCAAAACCUUCCUCCAUUUCCACAAAACACGAUCCAACAAAUCCUUCUCCAGCACCUUCAAUUCCCCUUCCUCCACUCACGCUUCUCUCAUCGAAGCUCCUAUUUUGUGGGCUGGUAGACUUUGCAUUUUCUAUGCCCUUCUAAGAGCUGGCCUUGCUGGAUCUCAAUCCAACCCGCUUGUCUCUGAUUUGGACUUAUCCUAUGGUGGUAGUGCUGAUGGAGAGAGCAGUAGUGAUUUGGGGUUUUCUAAAUGGUUGGAGAGUGUAAGAGGAAAGCCAGUGGAUGAAGCAGUUGAUAAAAGGAAACUAGUGAGCAAAUGGCACCCUACCACAAAGGGAACCCUCAGAAGGAACUACCGGGUGCCUUCAAAAUCCGAAGGACGACGUCUUCUUAAAGCCAUUGCAUCCCUCCUUUCCGACGAUGACCACUUCAUUGAUGCCACAUCUCACAAGGGUUGUCAAAUCAGGAGGGAAAGUGCUCAUGGGGAGAGUGUUUGUUGCAACAAUGUGAGAGCUUUGUUUGAUGAGCUUCCAACUCCACAUCUUAUUGUGGAAAUUACUCCAUUCCCUGCUGGGCCUCUCAAUGAAAAUGAUUACACAAAGGCUGAGAAACUAGAGAGAGUGCUUAGAUCUGGGCCUUCUGUUUGAGAUAUUUCUCAACUCUCUUUGUAUUAUUAUAUCUCAACUUCUUUGUACAGUGUUGAAGGUUGAAACUAGUCGAUCUCUAAUCUUGAUUAGGACGUGGCUUUUAGAAGAAUAUCUCAGUGUGAAACGUUUUUUUAGAGAUAUUUAACAAAGUUUCUAGCAGUCGCUUAAACUGA